Messenger RNA from Cyphellophora europaea CBS 101466, 984 nucleotides. RefSeq lists its product as uncharacterized. The coding region runs from base 1 to 984 and encodes 327 amino acids. The transcript has 2 exons. The record is from RefSeq and is a predicted model, not a curated record. Lineage: Eukaryota; Fungi; Ascomycota; Eurotiomycetes; Chaetothyriales; Cyphellophoraceae.
AUGACGGCCACCUCCAAUAAUCUAAACCUCAAAUUAGCCACUACUCUGCUGGAGCAUGAACGGCAACAGGAUGCGUCCAGCCAAGCGUGGACAACAGGCAUCCGGUCGAUCGAUGCCCAGCUCAAGGGAUUCUUCACGGGAGGCAAAGUCAUCGGUCUGGCGAGCUGCCCCGAUGCCGACCUGACAACUUCCCUCGCUACUCAUAUCAUCUCAACGCAACUAACAAUUCAAAACCCACAACCCACAGCCGAUCCAACGCCCCAAGUCUUCAUCAUCAGCCCGCCCUCAACCCAAACAGCCGUAGCCAUCGCCACCUGCCUGUCCCAACGCCUACAACACCAGCCAGCCGACUCCCGGCCCGACUCAACCGCCCUCCUCUCCCACAUCCAGAUCCUACAGUACCUCUCGCUCAGCGGCCUAACCGAAAGCCUCGCCGACGUGUCCGCCGCCCUCUACGACAACGACAGUGCCAGUGCCUCCGCCAGCACCAGCGGCGGCACCACCAUCCUCCUCCUACAAGGCCUCUCCGCCGCCCUCUCCGAAACCGCCCGCCGCAGCGGCGCAACGCACACCGCUGCCGUCGCCGCCAACAUCCUACGCUCGCUCGCGCACCUCAGCCGGACCUACGCCGCGAGGCUCCUCGUGCUGAUUGAGUUGGACCUCGAGGGUAACGGCAACACCAAUGCCAGCACCACGACCCGUGAUUCGCAGGCCACGAGGCACCCGGCGGGUCUGCCCUCGGCGUUUUCUUCGCUGAAAGGCGAUGCGCUGGUGUUGGGGCCGGCGGUGGCGCCUCUCGGCGACAUACUGGAUGGCGGCAUGGAUGAGAUUGUCGUGGUACAUGGCGCUUUUGGCAGGGCGAGGGAGCAUGAUGGGCAGCAGGCCAGGAAUGGCCCAAACACAGGGAAGACGGCUGUUGUGGAGGUAGUGAAGGAUCGUACUGGCGGGAGGGUGGGGGAGUGGUGCCUAUGGGUUCACGCAUGA